Molecule: messenger RNA, 822 nt
Organism: Ostertagia ostertagi
Lineage: Eukaryota; Metazoa; Nematoda; Chromadorea; Rhabditida; Trichostrongylidae
Source: the annotation of a GenBank genome assembly
AUGUUUUUGAUUCCCAAGGAUUACGGCAACAUCCAAGACCUCCUUACACCGGAACAUCCUACUUUCUGCAACAAAAAGGAAUGUAGCGAUAAUGCUCCUUUGUUUUGUACUGAUACUUCAUCGAGUCACGCGCAUGGGGAUAACAAACCAAAGAAUAACUACGCAGCAUCUUGCACAAUGACCCGUUCUGAAACUGAUAGCUCGAUCCCCCGCAGCUCUGUGUCAACCCGAGGAGCACAAAUAACGUCAACCGUACCUAUGGAUGCACUGGAAGCAUGCAUUGCAAAUUAUUGCCUCUUUAUCACGAAUUCAACAAAUUCGCCAGCCAUGUUCCCUACUGCUCUCAUUGCAUUCGAUUACGAAGUACAUAUCUCAGCAUGGUCAAAGGGAAAACUCAUUCACCGUCAACAGCUCUUCUGUCAAGCUCAAGCUAUCUGCGAAAUGAUACAGUGUACAGUUUGCUGGGAAUCCAUCUACAAUCUUCACUGCUGGACGAAAAUUCAAUUAUCGACAUCAUGUUUCGCAUGUGCAGAUUUGCUGUCAGACGACUUCGCCCCUGUCCGACCACGACAGAAACAAAGACCAUCAGGAUUCCGACAAUAUACGGGCUAUCGACGGAAACUUUUGAUCGCAAUCAUCAUCUUCGGAUUGCAGUCAAGUACACCAUGCUCAGAUUUCAUCUCAUUCACCGCUUCGGAAGAGAUGUGCGUCAGUUCCGAAACAAAUCAGACAUGCACGUACAACCAGGCUACAAUCAUGACUCUCCAACCUCUUGAUCAGGAAACAUGUCUGAUCAACAGACAACAACGACAAAAUCAGUAG